AUGUCCAAAUUGCUAAGGAGGAAGUGGGCCUACUUUGGUUAUCAGGAGAAAGAGAUUCGAACUGCAAUCGUUUUCGGCUCUCAAGCCGAAAAUGUAAUUAUUGUCCUGGAAAAUGAUGAGGUGCUUGCUUUCGGAGAAAAUAUAAAUGGGUGUCUUGGAACCGGCGAUGAAGACGAAGUGGAUGAUGAGCUCAAGCGCAUUGAAAUUUUGUGUGGGCAAGGAAUUCAAGGGUUUGAAUAUAGUGUCGCCUUUGUUGGCGAUUGUGAAGGACAAUUUUUCUCCCUUUUCGCCAUCUCAAGAUCCGGUUCCGUGUUCUCUUGGGGAGAAAAUAAAAAUGGACAGCUUGGAUUAGGAACCACAAAAUAUACCAAAGUGCCCACAAAAAUUUCAGGCUCUCUAAAAGAGAAAAAGGUUGUCCAAGUGGCCUCUGGCGGUUUACAUACGCUGGCUUUGACUUCAGGGGGAGAGAUUAUCGCUUGGGGUGCCAACACAAAUGGCAUGUUGGGCGUAUCUUCAACUUUAAGCAAGGAAUGUAGUCCCUGCCAGGUGAUCGACCUAGAAGUCGUGAUUUCCCAAAUCGUUUGUGGACCCUUUUUCACUCUCGCUUUAUCUGACGACGGAAAAAUUUACUCAUGGGGAGAAAAUCAUAGAGGCCAGUUGGGAAAUGGGACUACCCAGUUUGUCAAGAGUCCAACCAUGAUUUCAACAAAGAUCGGAAGGGUUAGAGAAAUUGCUGCCACUCAUUACUGGGGCCACCCAUGCGCUGCAAUCACUCAGGAAAACAAGGUUUAUAUUUGGGCCGAUUACAAUUCUUGCAGAGUUGAUUUGAAACCAGUGCUCACUUCCUACUCGUCAUUUGACGAAGUUUUCGCUGUUGCCAAUCCUCCAUUGAUCUACCGACGUUUUCAAUUGAAAUUGGUGGAAGAUCAGAGCAAGGCGAAAGGCCUGAGAGUAAUUGAGCGUCUAAGGAAAGCGUUUGACAAUCCUGAAACUGCUGACUUUGCAUUUAUUGUCGAGGGGAAGAAAAUCCACGUUCACAAGACUAUCUUGACUAUCAGCAGCGACUUGUUCCAGGAUCUGUUUCUGGCGGGUGAUUGGGAGGACAGUUACCAGAAGGAAAAGAUCAUUGAGGAUCACAGCUACGACGCUUUCUACGCGUUCCUAAAAUAUUUCUACACUGAUGAAGUUGAUUUCACGCCUGACCUUGCUCUUGAUGUUUACUCCUUGGCCCACGUUUUUCGGGUGGCUGAUCUGAAGGACGAGUGCAAAAAGAUUCUCAAAUCAGGUCUUAACAGUGCAAAAUGA
Molecule: messenger RNA, 1305 nt
Organism: Cloeon dipterum
Lineage: Eukaryota; Metazoa; Arthropoda; Insecta; Ephemeroptera; Baetidae
Product: RCC1 and BTB domain-containing protein 1-like
Exons: 9
Coding region: 1-1305 (434 amino acids)
Molecular function (GO): protein binding
Source: RefSeq, a predicted model, not a curated record